AUGGCAGUGUUUAGUCAAAUUAAGAAUUUCAUAAAAAGCGGAAAGAGCUAUUCCUCUCAUGGCUCCAACCUUUCCAGACAAUCCACAGCGCAGAAAUACGAAACUGCACAGCGCAUGGUUGAAGAAGAAAAGAUAGCAAAACAGACAAUGCCAAGCUAUCAAGGAUUGGAAGACUAUCAAUUGAGAACAAAGCUUGGCGAUGGUGCAUUUUCCAAGGUUUAUGAAGCCAUCCAGUUAUCUACCAACGAAAGAGUAGCCAUCAAGAUAGUCCGUAAGCAUGAACUGAACAACCAGCAAAAAUCAAGCGUCUUGAAAGAAGCCCAGAUCAUGCGAACGUUGGAUCAUCCUUCCAUCAUCAAGAUGCUUGAUUUUAUCGAGACAAAAGAGCAUUAUUUCCUUGUACUAGAAUUAUGUGAAGGCGGAGAAAUUUUCCAUCAGAUUGUUCGUCUUACUUACUUUAGCGAGGAGCUCUCUCGUCAUUGUAUCAGACAAGUCGCUGAGGGUAUUCGCUAUUUGCAUGAAGAAAAGGGCGUGGUUCAUAGAGAUAUCAAGCCAGAGAAUCUACUGUUUGUGCCUAUCGAUUUCCAUGAAAGAGAUGUUCCUUUGCCCCCACCCGACUUUGACGAACCCAAAGAAGAUGAAGGCAAGUUUAUUCCCGGCAUUGGCGGCGGCGGCAUUGGUGCAGUCAAGAUUGCAGAUUUCGGUCUUUCCAAAGUAGUGUGGGAUCAACAGACCAUGACACCUUGUGGUACAGUUGGCUAUACAGCACCGGAAAUUGUGAAAGAUUUGAGAUAUUCCAAAUCUGUAGACAUGUGGGCAUUGGGCUGUGUUUUGUAUACUCUUCUAUGUGGAUUUCCUCCAUUUUACGAUGAAUCAAUCAAAAUUUUGACUGAGAAGGUUGCAAAGGGGCAGUAUACAUUCUUAAGCCCCUGGUGGGACACAAUAUCAGACGAGGCCAAGGACUUGAUUGAACAUUUGCUUGAGAUUGAUCCAGAGAAGCGAUAUACAAUCAUGGAGUUCCUUGAACACCCAUGGAUGCAAAAUGAGAAAAUGACAAAGAUUGAUACAGAUGCCAUCAAAGCCAGAACAGCAACUAGUGACAUCAACCUGGAUCUUGCAUCCGUGCCUAUGUUUACAUCACUUGAAAACACAGGUGUGCCUGCUAAUGGACCUCGUCCUGAGACCGAGGCCGAGGCAUUCAAGCGCAUGAUCCAAGAACGCAACAGAGACGAAGAAGAAUUAGAAGCGGCUGUGCCUAUGCCAGUGCCAUCUGGUGUCUCAUCUGUGAUUAACUCCCGUGCCAACUCACGCGGAAAUUCACGUGCACCGUCUAUUGUCGCUUCUGGAGCAACGACACCUCGUAGAGAUUUGUUCUCUGGAGUAUCGUCCAUGAAGGAGAUGUUUGAUAUCUCAUACGCUGUGCACCGCAUGUCAGAAGAGAAGGCUCGCCGAAAAGUCAUCAAACAACAGCCAAAUCAAGAAAACCGUCGUUCGCUAUUCAUGAGUGCGAUCAAUGGUGAUGACGAUGAUGUGACAGAAGAUGAGGCAGAUAUGAUUACCGAUGAGACAUCUACUACCGAGGAAGAGGAAGAAGAAGAAGAGCAAGCACAGAAAGAGCAGCCAAUGAACGAGCUAAAAGACAAGCUAAAAGUGCUUCAUAUUGACGAAUCGGUGCCAACAUCUAUAGAGCACAAACCAAGCACUGUUCAGCACAAAAAGAUCAAUAGAUCAAACAAGAAUGGCGGCCUGUUUGAACUGAAUAUGAAUAAUGCCACUCUGUUGGGAAGAAGGAAGAUUCCAAGCGCAACUCAGCCUAUUGAUGAACCAUAA
Molecule: messenger RNA, 1830 nt
Organism: Mucor velutinosus
Lineage: Eukaryota; Fungi; Mucoromycota; Mucoromycetes; Mucorales; Mucoraceae
Product: F-box domain-containing protein
Exons: 7
Coding region: 1-1830 (609 amino acids)
Biological process (GO): cellular response to oxidative stress; protein phosphorylation
Molecular function (GO): ATP binding; calcium/calmodulin-dependent protein kinase activity
Source: RefSeq, a predicted model, not a curated record